Molecule: messenger RNA, 1940 nt
Organism: Phoenix dactylifera (date palm)
Lineage: Eukaryota; Viridiplantae; Streptophyta; Magnoliopsida; Arecales; Arecaceae
Gene: LAC10
Product: laccase 10
Biological process (GO): lignin catabolic process
Cellular component (GO): apoplast
Molecular function (GO): copper ion binding; hydroquinone:oxygen oxidoreductase activity
Source: RefSeq, a predicted model, not a curated record
UAGGAGUUAUACCACAACACAGAUCGAGAGAGAGAGAGAGAGAGCAGGGAAGAUGCUGUCAUAUGUCAGAGCCUUGUUGCUGGUGGCGAUCAUGCUUCCAGUGCUCGCGGAUGGGAGGACACGAAAAUACAAGUUCAAUGUGGCGGUGAAAAAAGUGACCCGGCUCUGCUACACCAAACCCAUCGUGACCGUGAACGGCCGAUUCCCUGGCCCAACACUGUAUGCUGAAGAAGGUGACAAUGUGCUCGUCGAGGUCGUCAACAACGUCAAGUACAACGUUACCAUCCACUGGCAUGGAGUGAGGCAGAUUCGAACUGGUUGGGCCGACGGACCGGCCUACAUCACCCAGUGCCCAAUUCAGCCAGGCCACAGCUACGUGUACAACUUCACCAUCACGGGCCAGAGGGGCACCCUCUUCUGGCAUGCGCACAUCCUGUGGCUCAGGGCCACGGUUCACGGUGCCAUCGUCGUCUUGCCCAAACCCAAUGUUCCCUAUCCUUUCCCCGCUCCACAAAAGGAGGAGGUCAUCAUCUUGGGUGAAUGGUGGAAGUCGGACACCGAAGCCGUCAUCAACGAGGCUCUGAAAUCUGGUCUGGCGCCCAAUGUUUCUGAUGCUCACAUAAUCAACGGUCAUCCAGGCCCUAUGUCCGAUUGUCCUACUUCCAAAGGGUUCCAGCUAACAGUGGACAGCGGCAAGACAUACUUGCUCCGAAUCGUCAACGCUGCUCUCAAUGAGGAGCUCUUCUUCAAGGUGGCCGGCCACCAGCUGACCGUCGUCGAGGUCGACGCGUGCUACACCAAGCCCUUCAAGACCGACACCAUACUCAUCACUCCGGGCCAGACCACCAACGUCCUUCUCACCGCCGAUCAAGGGGCCGGCAGCUACCUGGUCACCGCCUCCCCUUUCAUGGACUCGCCGAUCGCGGUGGACAACAAGACCGCCAUGGCCACCGUGCACUACACCAACUCCGUGGCCACCGCCGACCUCACCACCACCAAUCCACCACCUCAGAAUGCGACCCCUGUCGCCUCCAAGUUCAUCGAUUCCCUCCGCAGCCUAAACUCCGAGCAGUAUCCCGCCAGAGUGCCGUUGACGGUGGACCACUCCCUUCUCUUCACCGUGGGUCUUGGCGUCAACCCGUGCCCGACGUGCGUUAAUGGGAGCCGGGUCGUGGCCGACAUGAACAACGUAAGCUUCACCAUGCCGACCACCGCCAUCCUCCAAGCUCAUUAUUUCAACAUAAGCGGGGUGUUCGCCGACGACUUCCCGGGAAAGCCGCCGAUAGCUUUCAACUACACCGGCGGCGGCCCCAAAAACAUGCAGACCAUGAGCGGGACUCGGGUCUAUCGCCUUGCUUUCAAUUCCACGGUGCAACUGGUUCUCCAGGACACGGGCAUUAUAGCACCGGAGAACCACCCCAUCCAUCUGCAUGGCUUCAAUUUUUUCGCAGUCGGAAGGGGUCUCGGGAAUUAUAAUCCAAAUACGUCUCCCUCCAAGUUCAAUCUUGUCGAUCCCGUCGAAAGGAACACCAUUGGAGUUCCCUCUGGGGGAUGGACUGCCAUAAGAUUCCAGGCGGAUAACCCAGGUGUUUGGUUCAUGCACUGCCAUUUGGAGGUGCACACGACGUGGGGGCUCAAGAUGGCAUUUGUGGUGGACAACGGGGAAGGACCGAACGAGUCUCUGAUACCACCCCCAAACGACCUUCCACCUUGUUAAUUAGAAAGGGCCCAAGCCCGCCUGAUAUAAUUAUGCUCUCUAGGAUCAGCGGAAGUGCCAAUGACCGGAAGGGGAAUUUUGGGAGUGUUCUUCUUUUUCCUUUUUUCUGGAUUGAUUCGAUUACGUCUAAAUAUUUCAAUGUUGUUUGAACGUAAUCAUGAAAUUUUAAAACAAUCAUGAAAUUUAUUGUUGACUCUCUUCGGAGCAUAAUUUUAUGCAUCCA